This is a messenger RNA of Esox lucius (northern pike), 3635 nucleotides long. RefSeq names its product dynamin 3a (gene dnm3a). NCBI's taxonomy places the organism in Eukaryota, Metazoa, Chordata, Actinopteri, Esociformes, Esocidae. Gene Ontology annotation, molecular function: GTP binding; microtubule binding; GTPase activity. The transcript has 23 exons. Gene Ontology annotation, cellular component: membrane; microtubule; cytoplasm. The record is from RefSeq and is a predicted model, not a curated record. Bases 442 to 2991 code for a protein of 849 amino acids.
CAUGACUCUAGGCGGGUAAUAUUUCCUGUCUGUAAUUCCGAACUAACCUUAUAGCCUGGCUAUAUCACUGGGAAAUUGUUGCUUUAGGUUUGAAGUGGGCGUUGAGAUUGUCUUGAAAAUCCUAACAGAUUUCUACGCAUGCGCAGCGAGAGAAACUCGGUAAGCUGUCAGACGGAUCGAACCAAACCCAAAGUCCAUAGGAGGAAAUGUUACGGUCACAACUCUCUGACUUUUGGAGGUGUUUUUUUUUUAACGGUAGUAAUACCUAAACGCGCGGUUCGAGUACUAGUGUGGACGGACGUUUGGGUUAGGCUUACGAGCCGAACAGUGACAAGUUGGACUUGAAAGUACUGUACUGGCACUGCACUGUCUAUACCAUCAACCAAGGCAAGGCAAGAGUGGCAAAUAAAACAUGCAUCUUUACUGAACCAGAGAGGUUGGAUGGUGUUCUGUGUGCAGGUGGUUGACAGUCGGAUUGACGGCUCCGUCACCAUGGGCAACCGGGGGAUGGAGGAGCUGAUCCCCCUGGUCAACAAGCUCCAGGACGCCUUUAGCACCAUCGGCCAGAGCUAUAACCUAGACCUGCCACAGAUUGCUGUCGUUGGCGGACAGAGCGCUGGAAAGAGCUCCGUCCUUGAGAACUUUGUCGGCAGGGACUUCCUGCCUCGAGGUUCAGGCAUCGUCACACGUAGACCCCUGGUCCUCCAGCUAGUUUCUGCCAGCACAGAGUAUGCAGAGUUUCUCCACUGCAGAGGGAAGCUGUUUUUAGACUUCCAGGAGGUUCGUCAGGAGAUCGAAGCAGAAACCACCAGACUCACUGGACCCAAUAAGGGGCUCUCUCCCGUGCCCAUCAACCUGCGAGUCUAUUCCCCUCACGUGUUGAACCUGACUCUGGUGGAUCUACCUGGCAUCACCAAGGUGCCCGUUGGUGACCAGCCUGCUGAUAUAGAGUACCAGGUCAGGGACAUGAUCAUGCAGUUCAUCUGCCGGGAGAACUGUCUGGUCCUGGCUGUGACCCCGGCUAACACGGACCUCGCCAACUCUGAUGCUCUCAAACUGGCCAAGGAUGUUGACCCUCAGGGCCAGCGGACCAUAGGAGUGAUCACCAAGUUGGACCUGAUGGAUGAGGGAACAGAUGCCCGGCACAUACUGGAGAACAGGUUACUGCCACUACGCAGAGGUUAUAUCGGCCUGGUGAAUCGCAGUCAGAAGGACAUUGAUGGGAAGAAGGGCAUUGAGGCAGCCCUGGCUGCAGAGAGGAGGUUUUUCUUAACUCACCCUGCCUACAGGCACAUGGCUGACAGGAUGGGCACUCCGCAUCUACAAAAAGUCCUUAACCAGCAACUGACCAAUCAUAUCCGCGACAGUCUGCCAGCGUUCCGCAGUCGUCUGCAGGGCCAGCUCCUAGCACUGGAUAAAGAGGUUGAGGACUACAAGCACUUUAAAGCCCAUGACCCUGAACGCAAAACCAAAGCCCUGCUACUUCUGAUUCAGAAGUUUUCUGCUGACUUUGAGAAGCAUAUUGAGGGUUCCGGACACCUGGUGGACACUGAGGAGCUGUCUGGAGGAGCCAGGAUUAACCGCAUCUUCCAUGAACGCUUCCCCUUCGAACUGGUCAAGAUGGAGUUUGACGAGAGGGAGUUGCGGAGAGAGAUCAGCUAUGCCAUUAGGAACAUCCAUGGUAUCAGGACAGGUUUGUUUACCCCAGACCAGGCGUUUGAGGCCAUAGUGAAGAAACAGAUAGUGAAGCUGAAGGGUCCCUGUGUUAAAUGUGUGGACAUGGUCAUCCAGGAGCUGAUCGCAACUGUGCGCCAAUGUACUGCUAUGUUGGGGUCCUUUCCAAGACUGCGAGAGGAAACGGAGAAAAUCGUGACCACACACAUCCGGGAGCGAGAGAGUCACGCAAAAGAGCAGGUUCUUCUACUGAUCGAUGUACAGGUGGCUUACAUCAACACCAACCAUGAGGACUUCAUUGGGUUCGCCAACGCACAGCAUAGGAGCACUCACACCAAUAAGAAGAGAUUGGCAGGAAACCAGGGUGUACAGUCUCCUCCGUCCAGUCUAAUAGUCAUUCGUAAAGGCUGGCUGACCAUCAACAACAUUAGCAUUAUGAAGGGCGGAGCCAAGGAGUACUGGUUCAUCCUGACUGCAGAGAGCCUGUCCUGGUUCAAGGACGACGAGGAGAAAGAGAAGAAGUACAUGCUACCAUUGGACAACCUGAAGCUGAGAGAUGUGGAGAAGAGCUUUAUGUCCAGUAAAUAUGCCUACGCCAUCUUCAACACCGAACAGAGAAAUGUUUAUAAAGACUACAAGUUCCUGGAGCUGGCGUGUGGCUGUCAGGAGGAGCUAGACAGCUGGAAGGCUUCUCUGCUGAGGGCUGGAGUCUACCCUGAGAAAGUCACUGUGGAUGGUGAGUGUGGUGGUUCUAGUGAUAGUUUCACUAUGGACCCUCAGUUGGAGCGUCAGGUGGAGACCAUCAGGAACCUGGUGGACUCUUACAUGGACAUUGUUUACAGAGCCAUCCGAGACCUCCUGCCAAAGACCCUCAUGCACCUAAUAAUCAACAACGUGAAGGAAUAUGUGGGUAGUGAUCUCCUCGUCCAGAUUUACUCUCUUACUGAGAAGUCUGUGUUGAUGGAUGAGUCUCCAGAGCAGGAGCGGAGGAGAGAGGAGGUGCUGAGGACACAUUCUGCCCUGAAGGAGGCGCUGGCCAUCAUAGGAGAUAUCUCUACCUCUACCUGUUCCACUCCUUUACCACCUCCUGUUGAUUCCUCCUGGCUGCAUGGAGCCACCAGGACCAGCCGCAGAGCCAUGCCCUCUACCAGAGGCUCCGCCCCCUCUGCCCCACCUGUCCCCAACCGCCAAGCACCCCAUGGACCAAUCAGAAACAAUGCUGAUACCUCCCAGUCUCCACCCAUCCGAUUCAGCAGACCCCCCCCUAAUGUACCCAGAAGGCUACCACCAGCUGUCCCCACAAAAUCCUUGCAUUGACCCCUCCCAUCAACACAAGCCUGCCUCUGAUAGGACAACUCCAUUCUGUACACCCUGUCAAUCAGAUUUUAUAUUUUACUCUUUUAAAGAUGCCAUUUUAACUUAUUUACCCCCAAACUGUAAAGAUAUGCCUAUCCAACGCAACCCUGGCACACUUGUAUCCCAUCAUCCCCAUAUACUUGCAUAGAUCAGACAUUUUGGGAUAGGUGUUAAUAAUGUGGUGGUCAUUUCGACGAGUCAGAAAAUGCAAGUCUGAUCUGUACUUUCUACCCAUUCCAUUCUGGAGGUGAAGGUCCAUUUUAAAGUUGAGUGUGCAGCAAGAUUUUUGCUGGAGAUAUACAGAGUGUCAAUGAGUUGUCUAACUUGUAAUGCAACCAGUGUGCAGGCUGGCUUCCUGUCUCCUCACCCCCUGUUCUCCUUUCCUUUCUCUCAACCCCCACCCCCCAAUAUCUGGGGAAUCUCCUCAAACCUGGCUGCUGUGAAUGCCAAGGUGGCCUUCUGACUAUUUGUACAUAUGGUAAUCUCUACAAUUGUUGGAAUGUCUGUUUGUACUACCAGCUUCGUGUAAAUAUAAAAUUGUGUGUAAAUACACAAACAAUAUUCACUGUUUCUAUGGUUUAAAUAAACAGGUUUAGCAUUUUCUA